CCGCUGCCGCCGCUGCCGCCGCUGCCGCCUCCGCAGCCUCUGUCGGCGCAAGUGCGGCGCGGGCGGGGGGAGGGGGCGCGGCGGAGCGCGAGGUUGGGGUCCGGCCGCGGGGGAUUAAGUUUCUCGUUUGUGCGUGAGUGUGCCUGCGCGUUCAUCCCGAAGCUCCUCGACGGGCCGUUACUUGAGAAGAGAAGAGAGAGAACGAGGGCGAGGCCGGGCACUCCGAGUCCCUGGAAACCCCGGCUCCUCAGCCUCUGCCCCCCUCCGUCCCCGCGCGGGGCCGCUGCCGCGAGCCGGGUGAUUGGUAUUACCAUCCAGUCAGUAACUGAAGCAGGAAAGCUGGAAUUCGUGCUAGACUCAUCUUUGUUCCAUCCAUAUUGCCAGAGUUCCAUUUUGGCUGCUGUUUAUAGAGAAGAACACUGAACGUUAAAAAAACAUGUUAGACACUAUAGACAAAAACCGGGCCCUGCAGGCUGCAGAGCGCUUGCAAGCCAAGCUGCGAGAACGUGGGGACGUGGCAAAUGAAGACAAACUGAACCUUCUCAAGUCAGUCUUGCAGAGCCCACUGUUCAGUCAGAUUCUGAGCCUUCAGACUUCUGUGCAGCAGCUGAAAGACCAGGUAAACAUUGCAGUGUCGGCCAUUUCAAAUGUAGAUUGUGCCCAUAUGCCGCAUCUCAGCCCAGCUGCAGCUGUGCAGCAUGAAUCGUUUUUAUCAUCCCCAAACAAUGGCAAUCUGGAAACCCUUACAACAGCAUCAGGUACUCCACACAUCAAUGGGAAACAUGCUUGUGAUGAAUUUGAUCAACUGAUUAAAAAUAUGGCCCAGGGUCGCCACAUAGAAGUGUUUGAGCUCCUCAAACCUCCCUGCGGAGGCCUCGGCUUCAGUGUUGUGGGACUGAGGAGUGAAAACCGGGGGGAACUGGGGAUAUUUGUGCAGGAGAUCCAAGAGGGCAGCGUGGCUCACAGAGAUGGAAGACUGAAGGAAACUGAUCAAAUCCUUGCUAUCAAUGGACAGGCACUUGACCAGACAAUCACACAUCAGCAGGCUAUCAGCAUCCUUCAGAAAGCCAAAGAAAAUGUCCAGCUGGUUAUUGCCAGAGGCUCACUGCCUCAGCUCAUCAGCCCCAUCAUCUCCCGGUCCCCGUCUGCAGCUAGCACAAUUUCAGCUCACUCUAAUCCGGUUCACUGGCAGCAUGUGGAAACCAUUGAAUUGGUGAAUGAUGGUUCUGGCCUGGGGUUUGGCAUUGUAGGAGGCAAAGCAACUGGCGUGAUAGUGAAGACCAUUCUGCCCGGAGGGGUGGCUGAUCAGCAUGGGCGAUUAUGCAGUGGAGACCACAUUCUAAAGAUUGGUGACACUGACCUAGCAGGAAUGAGCAGUGAGCAGGUGGCACAAGUCCUCCGGCAGUGUGGGAACAGAGUGAAACUGGUGAUUGCCAGAGGCGCCAUGGAGGAACCGGCUGCGCCCACUGUGUGCUCAUCCCCAUGCUCUACACCCGAGAUGCGGGUUGAUGCUUCCACUCAGAAAAGUGAAGAAAGUGAGACAUUUGAUGUAGAACUCACUAAGAAUGUCCAAGGAUUAGGAAUUACCAUUGCUGGUUACAUUGGAGAUAAAAAAUUAGAACCUUCAGGAAUCUUUGUAAAGAGCAUUACAAAGAGCAGUGCUGUUGAACAUGAUGGAAGAAUCCAAAUUGGAGACCAAAUCAUAGCAGUGGAUGGCACAAACCUUCAGGGUUUUACCAAUCAACAAGCAGUGGAGGUGUUGCGACACACAGGACAAACUGUGCACCUGACACUAAUGAGGAGGGGAGCAAAGCAGGAGGCUGAGCUUGAGUCCAGGGAGGAUGGCACCAAAGAUGCUGUUUUGUCUCCUGUUAAUGCCGGCAUAAGCAAAGGUUAUCCAUUACUGUUAGCUGAGAUAGAAGAAGUAGAAGACACACAACAACAGGAAGCCGCCCUGCUGGCAAAGUGGCAAAGGAUUAUGGGAAUUAAUUAUGAAAUUGUGGUGGCCCAUGUGAGCAAGUUCAGUGAGAACAGCGGGUUGGGGAUAAGUCUGGAAGCAACAGUGGGACACCAUUUUAUCCGGUCUGUUCUACCAGAAGGUCCUGUUGGACACAGUGGGAAGCUUUUCAGUGGAGAUGAGCUGUUGGAAGUGAAUGGCAUAACUUUGCUUGGGGAAAAUCACCAAGAUGUGGUGAAUAUUUUAAAGGAAUUGCCUAUAGAAGUAACCAUGGUGUGCUGUCGUCGAACUGUGCCACCUGCCACCCAAUCAGAAUUGGAUAGCCUGGACUUAUGUGAUAUUGAAAUAACAGAAAAGCCUCAUAUAGAUCUAGGCGAGUUCAUCGGGUCUUCCGAGACAGAGGAUCCUGUGCUGGAGAUGACUGAUGUGGUUCAGAAUGCACAGAAGGUUCAAGGACCUUUGGCCAUGUGGGAGGCUGACAUUCAGCACAUCGAGCUGGAGAAAGGGAGCAGAGGACUUGGUUUUAGCAUUUUAGAUUAUCAGGAUCCAGUUGAUCCAGCAAGCACUGUGAUCGUAAUACGUUCUUUGGUACCUGGUGGCAUUGCUGAAAAGGAUGGACGACUUCUUCCUGGAGACCGACUCAUGUUUGUCAACGACGUUAACUUGGAAAACAGCAGUCUUGAAGAAGCUGUGCAGGCACUGAAGGGUGCACCAUCAGGAAUUGUGAAAAUAGGAGUUUCCAAGCCUUUACCACUCUCACCAGAAGAAGGUUAUGUUUCUGCUAAGGAGGAUUCCUUUCUCUACCCCCCACACUCCUGUGAGGAGGAAGGGCUGGCUGACAAAGCCCUCUUCAGGGCUGACUUGGCUCUGGUGGACACAAAUGAUGCUGACCUAGCAAAUGAGUCUGCAUUUGAGUCUCAGUACUCUCCUGAUAAUGACAGUAUCUACUCUACUCCAGCCUCUAUUUUAUCUCUUCAUGGCAGUGCUUGUAGUGAUGUCUUGAACUAUGGUCCCUCCCUUCCAUCUUCUCCCCCCAAGGAUGUUACUGAAAAUUCUUCAGAUCCAGUACUUGACCUGCACAUGUCCUUGGAAGAAUUGUACACCCAGAGUCUCCUGCAAAGACAGGAUGACAGUCCACCUUCAGGAGACUUGAGCAUGAGGCCUGUUUCUAGCUUUACCAUAAAUGAUUAUGCACCUGCAAAUGCUAUUGAACAACAGUAUGAAUGUGAAAACCUGAGAGUGUGGACUGAAUCUCACCUCCCAAAUGAAGUUAUAUCAAGCACAGAACUUACUUCUCCUCUGCUACCUGAUUCAGCUGGAAAGGGCUCUGAGUUCUUAAAUCAACAGAACUCUCUGGCCUCUGCUGCUGAGUGUGUCAUGCUUCACAAUAUGUCCAGAGAAUCUUUUGAGAGGACUAUUAUUAUAGCAAAAGGCAAUUCUAGUCUAGGGAUGACAGUAAGUGCUAAUAAAGAUGGCUUGGGAAUGAUUGUUAGAAGCAUUAUUCACGGAGGUGCCAUUAGUCGAGAUGGCAGGAUUGCUGUUGGGGACUGCAUCUUGUCUAUUAAUGAAGAAUCUACCAUCAGUUUAACCAAUGCCCAGGCACGAGCCAUGUUGAGAAGACAUUCUCUCAUUGGGCCCGACAUAAAAAUAACUUAUGUGCCUGCAGAGCAUUUGGAAGAUUUUAGAAUAAACCUGGGACAACAACAUGGAGGAAUAAUGGCACUGGAUAUUUUUUCUUCAUACACUGGCAGAGACAUUCCAGAAUUGCCAGAGCGAGAAGAAGGAGAGGGAGAAGAAAGUGAACUUCAGAAUGCAGCGUACAGCAAUUGGAAUCAGCCCCGGCGGGUUGAGCUUUGGAGAGAACCAAGCAAAUCCUUGGGCAUCAGCAUUGUUGGUGGACGAGGGAUGGGGAGUCGUCUAAGCAACGGUGAAGUGAUGAGGGGCAUUUUCAUCAAGCAUGUUCUGGAAGAUAGUCCAGCUGGGAAAAAUGGAACCUUGAAACCUGGAGAUAGAAUAGUAGAGGUGGAUGGCAUGGACCUCAGAGAUGCAAGCCACGAACAAGCUGUGGAAGCCAUUCGGAAAGCAGGCAACCCCGUAGUCUUUAUGGUACAGAGCAUUAUAAACAGACCAAGGAAACCCCCCUUGCCUUCCUUGCCGCACAACCUUUACCCUAAGUUCAGCUUCAGCAGCACUAACCCAUUUGCUGACUCUCUGCAGUUCAACGCUGACAAGGAAUUACAGAAUUCAAGUAGAGUUAUCCUCCGUUGUUCCCCAACUAACCCUUUUGCUCCCACACCAUUUAAGGCACCCAGUCAGUCUGAAACAGAGCCAGAAAAGGCUCCAUUGUGCAGUGUACCUCCACCCCCUCCUUCAGCAUUUGCAGAAAUGAGCAGUGACCAAGCCCCAUCAUCUGUGAGCAAAGUCUCAGAAGUGGACAAAGAGGAUGAGUUUGGGUAUAGCUGGAAAAAUAUCAGAGAACGUUAUGGAACUCUCACAGGCGAGCUACAUAUGAUUGAACUGGAGAAAGGUCGUAGUGGUUUGGGUCUCAGUCUUGCUGGGAACAAAGACCGAUCCAGAAUGAGUGUCUUUAUAGUGGGGAUUGAUCCAAAUGGAGCAGCUGGGAAAGAUGGUCGAUUACAGAUUGCAGAUGAGCUUCUAGAGAUCAAUGGUCAAAUUUUAUAUGGAAGAAGUCAUCAGAAUGCUUCAUCAAUCAUUAAAUGUGCCCCUUUUAAAGUAAAAAUAAUUUUUAUCAGAAAUAAAGAUGCAGUGAGUCAGAUGGCUGUAUGUCCUGGAAAUACAGUAGAAGCUUUGUCUUCUACCUCAGAGAAUCUUCAAAAUACGGAGGCUGAAUCAAGUGUUGCAACUUCUGAGGCAGCUGUGGACCUCAGUUCAUUUAAAAAUGUGCAACACCUGGAGCUUCCCAAGGAUCAAGGGGGUUUGGGCAUUGCUAUCAGUGAGGAGGACACGCUCAGCGGGGUCAUCAUAAAGAGCUUAACAGAGCAUGGGGUAGCAGCCAAGGAUGGACGGCUCCAAGUUGGAGACCAAAUCUUGGCUAUAGAUGAUGAAGUUGUUGUUGGCUAUCCUGUUGAAAAGUUUAUUAGCCUUUUGAAAACAGCAAAGACAACAGUGAAACUUACCAUUCGUUCUGAGAAUCCAGAUUCCCAGGCUCUUGCUUCAGCAGCUGGUACAACCAAUGAAGAAAAAAAGAACAGUCCCCAGUCUGCAAUGGUCCCUCGAGCUGGCUCCCCGGAACCAGAGCCUGUCCGAGGUACAAGCAGGUCAUCGACACCAGCAGUCUUUGCUUCUGACCCUGCCACCUGCCCCAUCAUCCCAGGCUGCGAGACGAUGAUUGAGAUCUCCAAAGGGCGGACGGGGCUGGGCCUGAGCAUCGUCGGGGGGUCCGACACACUGCUGGGUGCCAUUAUUAUCCAUGAAGUUUAUGAAGAAGGAGCAGCAUGUAAAGAUGGAAGACUCUGGGCCGGCGAUCAGAUUUUAGAGGUGAAUGGAAUUGACUUGAGAAAGGCCACACACGAUGAAGCGAUAAAUGUCCUGAGACAGACACCACAAAGAGUACGCCUGACACUCUACAGAGACGAGGCCCCAUACAAAGAGGAGGACGUGUGUGACACCCUCACUGUUGAGCUACAGAAGAAACCCGGGAAAGGCCUGGGGUUAAGCAUUGUUGGUAAAAGAAAUGACAGCGGAGUAUUUGUGUCAGACAUUGUCAAAGGAGGAAUUGCAGAUGCUGAUGGAAGACUGAUGCAGGGAGACCAGAUAUUAAUGGUGAAUGGAGAAGAUGUUCGUAAUGCUACCCAGGAAGCUGUUGCUGCUUUGCUAAAGUGUUCCCUAGGUACAGUGACCUUGGAAGUAGGAAGAAUCAAAGCUGGACCAUUCCAUUCAGAGAGGAGGCCCUCUCAGAGCAGCCAGAUGAGCGAAUGCAGCCUGUCAUCCUUCACUUUCCCGCCCUCUGGGUCCAGUGCAUCUGAGUCGCUAGAAAGGAGCUCGAAAAAGAAUGCACUAGCAUCCGAAAUACAGGGAUUAAGAACAGUUGAAAUAAAAAAGGGGCCUUCUGAUUCGUUGGGAAUCAGCAUUGCUGGAGGAGUGGGCAGCCCACUUGGCGAUGUUCCUAUAUUUAUCGCCAUGAUGCACCCGAAUGGAGUGGCAGCUCAGACCCAGAAACUCAGAGUGGGGGAUAGGAUUGUCACUAUUGGUGGCACAUCCACUGAGGGCAUGACUCACACCCAAGCAGUUAACUUACUGAAAAGUACCCCUGGCUCCAUUGAAAUGCAGGUGGUUGCCGGAGGAGACGUGAGCGUGGUCACAGGUCACCAGCAGGAGCCCCCCAGCUCCAGCCUUUCUUUCUCUGGGUUGACGUCAAGUGGUAUAUUUCAGGACGAUUUGGGACCUCCUCAGUGUAAGUCUAUUACACUAGACCGUGGACCAGAUGGCUUGGGCUUCAGUAUAGUAGGAGGGUAUGGCAGCCCUCAUGGAGACUUACCCAUUUAUGUUAAAACAGUGUUUGCGAAGGGAGCAGCCUCCGAAGAUGGGCGUCUGAAAAGGGGUGAUCAGAUCAUCGCUGUCAAUGGGCAGAGCCUGGAAGGGGUAACCCACGAAGAAGCCGUCGCCAUCCUCAAGCGGACGAAAGGCACUGUCACUCUGGUGGUUCUCUCCUGAAGUUCACCCCCGCUCACUCGCAUGUCACACUGUAAAGAGAAAGGGACUGGUCUUUCAGGAGGCUUUUCUCAUACUGUGUUCAUCUUGCUCUUCAGAACUGUAGGGAAAAACACCAGUUAGGUGUGUGACACUCACAGGGGAACAACUUUCUCACUGUUAGCUAAGCGUCAUGUCCCCUCUCUCCUUGUACAUUGUGAACGUGCACUCAAAGGUAGGACUGUCUGCCUAGUUAAAUCGUUCUUUCUCCAGGAAGAUACCUGACACUUCAUGGUAACAUGGGUGAAAAUUAUUGUGUGCUGAACUGGUUAGUAGAGGGAGAGAAAAGAAUUCUAAAGCUAACCUAAGAGAAAUGGCUUGAGUAAGUUAGGGUGAAAAUGAAAAUAUAAAAUAAAGAAGAAAAUGUCAAGCUUUGUAAAAGCUCCUUAUAUUUUGUCAAUCUACCCCUCUCAUUAUUACUAACUUAAAAAAAUUUUAUUAAAAAUCUUUAAAAAUACUCAGUGUUUAAAUUUUUUGACAAUUAUAAAAACUUUGCAUCUCCCACCUUUAAUAUACACAUAAAUAUCUCCUUCCUUGAGUGGGUUUCUAGUGUGGUGUAAAGAGCAGAUAAAAGCAAUGUCCUUAAGUAUGUAAAGAACACAUUUCAUGCACAUCUCCGUGUUCAUUUUCAUUCGUGACCUGUUAGAAGUAUUUCCAGGACUCUAUAGGUAAAAUGAUGAUGCCUCCCCUGCACCCACUGGCACUCUCUGGAAAGCAGCUGUGCUCACUGUGCAGGAGCGAAAAGCGAAAGCUCUCCGAACCUUCAGUGCUGGCUUUCACUGACGCAAUGCUAAACCGUGUCAGCGCGCUGCGCAGUUGGCUUUCUGUUAGGAUUAAUCUUAAUGACAGGGAAAAAAGCAAUGUGUUAGUAAUUAUUUUGGUUGUAUGCCAUUAGAAAAUUGAUAGAAAAAUUAACAGAAUUAACAUAACUUCAUUUCAUUGCUCUAUAUUAACAUCUUAUAAUACAAUAGUUUAAGACUAAGGGAAACAGAUGGAGCUGUUUAUUGAGACAACUGGUGAGAAAUUAUCAUGUGUUCAUUCCCAUUUUAGAGCGUGAAACUCCUACAUUAGAAUAUAUAAAGUCACUUUAAAUAUUAUCUAUAUUUGUAACAGAAGUAGUGUACAGAUAUUUUAUUACAGCACUUUUGUGUGAAUGCAGAAUUGAAGUGAAUAAAGAAGUUUCAUGGAGCACGAAUAAAGAAGCAGGCAUGUUUUUUGUUUGUUCUUGUUACUGGGGAAAAGCUUUAUUACAUUGUUCAAAGCUUACAAUUUAAAAUUGUUUUUCGUCAUGUCUAACUGAACAUGCGGUGUCCACAGUUACAAUGAGAGGAGCUUCAGACAACAUUAUUAUGAAAAGCUCAAUAUUCUCUACAUUACAUCUUGAGUUUUACUGAUGCUAAAGACCCAGAGACUCCUCGUGGAGCAGAAGAAGACAAGCAGCGUUGUAAAAAGAGAGGUCUCCUUCCUUUCUGUGUAUGUUUUUCAGAGAUGCUGUUAAUGCAGUGAUAUUAUAAGUUGUUCUUUAGGGUAGUCAG
This is a messenger RNA of Phyllostomus hastatus (greater spear-nosed bat), 8202 nucleotides long. It is a transcript of the gene MPDZ, whose product is annotated as multiple PDZ domain crumbs cell polarity complex component. The transcript has 48 exons. Gene Ontology annotation, molecular function: protein binding. The record is from RefSeq and is a predicted model, not a curated record. Bases 437 to 6631 code for a protein of 2064 amino acids. NCBI's taxonomy places the organism in Eukaryota, Metazoa, Chordata, Mammalia, Chiroptera, Phyllostomidae.